Messenger RNA from Ostreobium quekettii, 612 nucleotides. The record is from the annotation of a GenBank genome assembly. Lineage: Eukaryota; Viridiplantae; Chlorophyta; Ulvophyceae; Bryopsidales; Ostreobiaceae.
AUGGCUUCCUUAAAUGUGGCGUCCCUCGACCGGGAGCCCCAAAUCCGGGACGUCUGGUACUACAACCUUGAGGACGAGAUGCAGGUCCUGUCCGACAUGGUGGACGACUACCCCUAUGUGGCCUUCGACACAGAGUUUCCAGGCACGCUCGUACGGUCGCUGGAUCGAAGCGAGGACGGAGAGUACAAGGCGGUCAAGUGCAACGUGGACAUGCUGAAGCUGAUCCAGCUGGGCGUCACCCUAAUGGAUGGGGAGGGCAACUUGGCAAAGGUGGACGGCCAGCCCUGUUUCUGGCAAUUCAAUUUCAGGGAGUUCAGCAUGGACUGUGACUUGUACGCAUUGGACAGCAUCGACCUUCUCCAGCAGGCAGGCAUCGAUUUUGGUGUGAACGAAACCAUGGGGGUGGACAUACAGGUGUUCUCAGAACUCCUAAUGACGUCAGGGCUGGUUUUGAACGAAAAGGUUCACUGGAUCGGAUUUGCCACACAGUACGAUGUUGGGUAUCUCUUGAAGGCCUUGACUUGCAGGCAGCUUCCCGAGGCAGAGUCGGAGUUCUUUGAGCUCGUCCAGGUGAAUGCUGAGUCAAUGAAGCACCCGAUGUUGAGACCAUGA